ACCAAACGGGAGGCUGCCUCAUACAGCUCGGGAGCGUCUGACUAUCCAGAACCACAGUGAUGGGAGGGCACAGCCUGCGGGCGAGCUUGGUCGGUUUGACGGCUCUUCUCUGUAUCUCCGCUAUUCGGGGGAGCAAUAAGUGCAAAGGAGCAUCAACAUGCGCAAAGUGUCUGGAAAUAGAGCCAUACUGUGCCUGGUGUUCACAGGAGGAUUUUGGAGGAAGCAGUGCUUCACGAUGUGACCUGAAGAAGAACUUAAUUCAAAAAGGUUGCAGAGAGAAUGCUACAGAAUUUCCACAAGGCUCUUUCAAAAUUCUUCAGAAUGUACCUCUGAGUGAGAAAGGCUCGAGUGAUAAACCAGAUAAAACUGUGCAAUUCACUCCUCAAAAGAUUGCCCUCAACCUACGCCGAGGGGAAUCCAAGUCGUUCACCGUGUAUGCACGGCAGGUCGAAGACUAUCCUGUUGACAUCUACUACCUGAUGGAUGUCUCUUACUCCCAGAAGGACGAUUUGAAAACCAUCCAGAAACUUGGCACAGAGGUGGCCGCAGAGAUGGCCAAGAAGACCAGCAACCUGCAGCUUGGCUUUGGUGUUUUUGUGGACAAACCCAUGUCACCGUACAUCCAUAUGACAUCAGAGGAGGAAAUCAAAAACCCUUGUCUCAGUCUCGGAAGUACAUGCAUCCCUCUGUUUGGAUUUAAAAAUGUCUUGAAACUCACAGAAGAGGUGAGCAGGUUUAAUGAAGAAGUGACCAAACAGCAGGUUUCACGGAACCGUGACACACCUGAGGGUGGAAUGGAUGCCGUGCUCCAGGUCUCGGUGUGCAAGGAGGAGAUUGGCUGGCGCCAAGAGGCCACCCACAUGCUGGUGUUUGUCACUGACGCCACCUCGCACUUGGCUCUGGAUGCCAGGCUGGCUGGUAUCGUGCAACCCAAUGAUGGGCAGUGCCACAUGGGUCAAAACCAUGAGUACGAGGCCUCAAUGACCCAGGAUUACCCAUCACUUGCUCUGCUGACUGAAAAGCUCACAGAAAAUAACAUCAACCUCAUCUUUGCUGUAACCGAUCAAGUCACCGAAAUAUACCAGAAUUACAGUCGAAUGAUUCCGGGCACCACCGUUGGAACAGUCUUCCGGGAUUCAAGCAAUGUCCUGCAACUCAUUAUUGAUGCUUACAAGCAAAUCCGUUCCCGGGUAGAAUUGGAAGUUCUGAAUGUGCCGAAAGAGCUAUCGGUGUCCUUCGAUGCUUACUGUGGGAGUGACAAGUUUAUUCCAGGACAGGGGUUUUGCUCAGGGCUUAAAAUUGGAGACACAGUGAAUUUUACAGUGAAAGUAGAGGCUACAGAGUGUCCAAAAGAUGAGAAGAUGAAGACAUUUACACUGAAACCAGUUUCGUUCAAGGAUGCUUUGGAAGUCACUGUCAAUUUCAGUUGUAGCUGCGACUGUGAGAGUGAAGCAGUGGAGAACAGCACAGUGUGCAACAAUGGCAAUGGGACCUACGAGUGCGGAAUGUGCAAAUGCCACCCAGGCCACCUUGGGCCAUUCUGUGAGUGCAAGGAAGGGGAUGGCUCAGUAAUCACACAGGAAACUUGCUCCCCAAAGAAAGGUGACCCCAUUUGCAAUAACCGUGGGGAGUGCAUUUGUGGACAGUGCGUGUGCCACAGCAGUGACUUUGGGAUCAUAUAUGGAGAGUUCUGCGAAUGUGAUGACUUUUCCUGCGGACGCCACAAGGGAAAGCUGUGCUCAGGGAAUGGCCGGUGUCAGUGUGGAGAGUGCAGCUGCUUCCCCGGCUGGACCGACAGUUACUGCAACUGCAGCACCAACACGGACGCCUGCCUGCCCCCGGUAGGCCCUAUGUGUCACGCUCGGGGCUACUGCAAGUGUGGGAAGUGCAUAUGUACAGGACUGGCAUACGGUGAUCUGUGUGAGAAAUGCCCGACCUGUCCUGAUGCCUGCGAAUCCAAAAAACUCUGUGUUGAAUGCAAGGUUUUUGAUAAAGGGGAGCUGAAGGAGGAGGGCAAGUGUGAGGAGGUGUGCCAAGAUGAGAUCCGAACUGUGGAGACACUGGAUAUCAAAGACGAGGAUGCUAUCACCUGUAGUUACAAGGAUGAGGAAGGCUGCAUUGUUCAUUUUGUUUAUCACGAAGAAAUAAAUGGAAAAUCCAUCCUGUCAGUUAUUAAAGAACCAGAAUGCCCUCCCCCAUUGAACCUGCCAGUCAUUAUCCUGCCUUUGAUGGCUGCCAUCCUCCUCCUGGGCCUGGUUGCAUUGCUGAUUUGGAAGAUGCUGGUCACCGUCCAUGACCGGAAGGAGUUUGCAAAGUUUGAGGCAGAACGGGCCAGAGCAAGAUGGAACGUGGACAACAACCCACUGUAUAAAGGGCCGACAUCAACCUUCACAAACUUCACCUACAGUGGCAAGAUGGAUUGAGGGGAGCCUCAGCGAGAGAGGACACCGGACAGCUGCAACUGGGCUGCGCUGAGCACAAAACCAGGGGCUUGGGAAUUUCUUUCUUUCAAUGUGAUGGCAUUCCUUCACUAUCCUGUGACAUAGCAACAAGUUCACCUGUAAAACCUACCUAUCCCUGCACUGUAACUAUACUGAGCCUGGUCUCCUUUGCCAGGAGGUGUUGGAGCCUUUGGAACCAGUGCCUUAACACUUAACUCAGGACUGGCUGAGCAGUUUGGUGAUACCUUAACAUUGUUUCUGUUAUACAUAAAAGUAAGUCCACUUGAGCAUGCUUUGCUUUACAGAAGGUUAGGCAGGACAAAGGGAAGCAUCUUCCAUGGGCAGGAGGGUGGCAGCUAAUAAUUGGUUUCUAAAAAUGUCACAUAUACUGAGAUACAGUGAAAAGCUUUAGUUUAUCUACCGUCCAUACAGAUUAUUCCAUACAUUUAAGAUCAUUGAUAAAAGAUUCAGAAGAGAUUAAGAAUUAAUUUUACAAGCAGGUGGUGGAGGCAGAUUCAAUAAUAACUUUCAAUGCAUAAUUUUAUAUGGGUAUACUUGAUGAAGAAAAUUUUGCUGGGCUUUAAGGAAAGAGCAGUGUUACGGGGUCAAUCCGAUUACUCUUUCAAAGGGAAUAGCACAGAUAUAAUGGGUUGGAUGGCCUUUGUGGCAGCGAAAUCCCUUAGAGAGCAGAGCCUCCCUAACCCGCUCAUUGCCCAGUGUUGACUUUGACAGACCUAACGGCAUUUCUCAUUUGGGCUUCAGAGGUGCCAGGAGAGAGGAGAGGAACAAGAUUUGUCCCCAUUCCUAGCUGCUGCUGGAUGUGGGAGUGUCUGGGGACAGAAUAUCCUGAGUACUCUAUUGAGCUGUAGAAUACUGCCUCUCGGGGAAGUGGAUGGUCAGUUCAUUGUUGGAUCGUCUGAAGGAGGAUUCUUAAGCCUGUGGAGCCUGAUCUCCCCAAGAGGGUGCCAAUUUUAGGAACCGAAGGGAGGAAGUGAUGGAUCCUUAUAGGCUCUGGAAGAUAGAAUCAUUUCCAAUUUCCAGAUUUCUCCCAUAUUGACCAAAUUGUGCAGAUACAUUGAGAACUCCACACUCGAACAUUGUGGUACCACAACUUCUUUCCCAUUUAAUUAAAUCUCUUGUAAUUUUUUUUCCAAACACUGGAGUGCAUUGUUUCUCGACACAGCAUGUGACUGGCAGAUGAAUGCUGCCCCAUUCACAUCCUCCUGUUAGAGGCUUAAGAGCAGGGGGCACUGCCUCUGUGCUGGGGUCAGGCCACUGCGGUUGGUACCCCCUCCCUCGGCCAAUCAGGUAAGGAGGGGGGUGGUGGGAGAAGAGAAUGCCAAAGUCUGGUGACAUUCCAUUGUAAAAUCCGAUUGUAUUUCUUUAUUUUCCUGUAAAUGCCUGCAAGAAAAUGAAUCUCAAGGUGGUAUAAUGUGACAUAUACAGACUUUGAUAAUAAAUUUACCUUGACUUUGACUUUU
Messenger RNA from Hypanus sabinus (Atlantic stingray), 3922 nucleotides. RefSeq names its product integrin beta 3b (gene itgb3b). The transcript has 15 exons. The coding region runs from base 60 to 2423 and encodes 787 amino acids. NCBI's taxonomy places the organism in Eukaryota, Metazoa, Chordata, Chondrichthyes, Myliobatiformes, Dasyatidae. The record is from RefSeq and is a predicted model, not a curated record. Gene Ontology annotation, biological process: cell adhesion mediated by integrin; cell migration; cell-matrix adhesion. Gene Ontology annotation, molecular function: fibrinogen binding; integrin binding; fibronectin binding. Gene Ontology annotation, cellular component: cell surface; focal adhesion; integrin complex.